This is a messenger RNA of Cavia porcellus (domestic guinea pig), 1124 nucleotides long. RefSeq names its product caveolin 3 (gene Cav3). NCBI's taxonomy places the organism in Eukaryota, Metazoa, Chordata, Mammalia, Rodentia, Caviidae. The record is from RefSeq and is a predicted model, not a curated record. Gene Ontology annotation, cellular component: caveola; sarcolemma; focal adhesion. The coding region runs from base 283 to 741 and encodes 152 amino acids. The transcript is spliced from 2 exons. Gene Ontology annotation, molecular function: transmembrane transporter binding; molecular adaptor activity; connexin binding. Gene Ontology annotation, biological process: cell differentiation; regulation of membrane depolarization during cardiac muscle cell action potential; caveola assembly.
AACAUCCACGCACGGGGCUGCAGGCCAGCGGCAGCCCCCUUUAAGGAGCGCUCGGUCUUCCAGAAGUACUGCGGUCUUAAUUUUAGCUUGGAGGCCUGCCAUGGCAGCUUUACCCAGAGGCAGGCUGGAGUUAUGUGGGACAGCUGUCCGCCGGCAUGCUGGGUGGGGCCUGGUAGCCGUAGGGCACAAGUCUGGGGACCCUGAACUGCUCUUCCUGCCCCAAGGAUUUUUCACCCCACCGGCUGCAAGGCUCAGACCUCUGCCACCCCCGGCGACAGCUCUAUGAUGAUGGCGGAAGGGCACACAGACUUGGAGGCCCAGAUCGUCAAGGACAUUCACUUUAAGGAGAUCGACCUGGUGAACAGGGAUCCCAAGAACAUUAACGAAGACAUCGUCAAGGUGGACUUUGAAGAUGUGAUCGCAGAGCCUGUGGGCACCUACAGCUUUGACGGCGUGUGGAAGGUGAGCUACACCACCUUCACUGUCUCCAAGUACUGGUGCUACCGGCUGCUGUCCACGCUGCUGGGCGUCCCACUGGCCCUGCUCUGGGGCUUCUUGUUUGCCUGCAUCUCCUUCUGCCACAUCUGGGCAGUGGUGCCGUGCAUCAAGAGCUACCUGAUCGAGAUCCAGUGCAUCAGCCACAUCUACUCACUCUGCAUCCGCACCUUCUGCAACCCGCUGUUUGCGGCCAUGGGCCAGCUCUGCAGCAGCAUCAAGGUGAUGCUGCGGAAGGAGGUCUAAAGUCAGGAGGUGGGAGAUGGGGUGGCGGGGCGGGAUCAGGCCAGGCAGCCCUGCUACCAUUCCAUGGAGGGCAGGAGAGAGCAGGAGAGCUCUUUCUCCUUAGAGACUGCUCCAUUCCUCGCCCCCAACAUGGGGGUACACCAUGUAGGGGAGCUGGAAGAUAACCCAGCCUGGCCUCCCAGGCAGCACCAUGGCCCUCACUCUGCAUGCCCAGGAGCAGCCUGGGUCAGAAGACGUGUACUACGAGGCAGCUACUGCAAGUCUUUGUGUCCAUGUGUACUGUGACCAGCAGGGGCUCCCACAGUCCACACACGCCCAGGAAAGUGACCAGUGACUGUGGGUGUGAGAAAGGGACCCCAAUAAAGGUUUCAGCUGCAUGGGCA